UAAUAUUUUUGUUGACACUAAAUAUAUUUUCAGUUUGCUGCAGUCCGCAUAUUGUAUAGUGUAUACUGUGUUUAUUCAAUUAUACAAUUUUUCUGAUACACAUUUUUUUAAAAUAUAUAUUUACAAAAUGCCGAAGUGUUCGCCAAGUUUAAGUAGUUAUGUGAAAGAGUUUGGGGAAUAUGUAUUUAGUUCCGAUGGUAAAAUAUUGUUUUGCAAAGUGUGUGAAGUUAAAGUGUCUGCAAGUAAACGAUUUUUAGUAACUCAACACUUGAAAACGGCGAAGCAUGAGCAUGCAGUAAAUCUAAGAAAAAAACGCGAACAAAGUACAGUUCAACCGUUAUUAACACAAAAUACAAAUAAGAAAAGUGAUUUUAACUCUGAUCUUACUGAAGCAUUACUGUCAGCUAAUAUUCCACUCUACAAGGUAAAUAAUUUUAAAUUUAAAGAGUUUUUAGAGAAGUAUACUCCUAAAAAUAUCCCCGAUGAAUCGACCUUAAGGAAAAAUUAUGUAGAUGAUAUUUAUAAAAAAACUUUAACUAAAAUACAAGCCGAGGUAUUUAAUCGUAAAAUUUGGGUAUCAAUCGAUGAGACCACGGAUGUAGACGGUCGCUAUAUAGCCAAUGUUAUUGUGGGCGUACUUGAUUCUGAAGUUCCUAGUAAAGUCAUGCUUGUUAAUUGUGAACAUUUAGAAAAAACAAAUAGUACAACAAUAGCUCAACUCUUCGAAAGAUCUAUGAAUUUAAUUUGGCUCCAAGGAGUAGAACACAAUAAUGUUUUAUUGUUAGUUAGCGACGCCGCACCAUACAUGGUGAAGGCCGGAUCAGCGAUUAAAAUAUUUUUCCCUAAGAUGCAUCAUGUAACUUGUCUUGCUCACGCUUUACAUCGUGUAGCAGAGCAAAUCCGUAGUGAUUUUCCAUUGGUUGACAAACUUAUUUCGUCUGUCAAAAAAGUGUUUCUUAAAUGUCCAUCAAGAAUAAAUAUAUUUAAAGAUGAAGCACCAGAACUAAGUUUGCCCCCAGAACCAGUGAUAACGCGUUGGGGGACGUGGUUGAACGCGGCUAUUUAUUACUGCGACUCAUAUAAAACAAUUAAGAAAAUUAUAGAAAAAUUUGAUCCCGAUGAUGCUGUUUCUAUACACGCAGCUCAAACAAUUAUGAGUGAACGUAGAGUUGAAGCUAAUUUAGCUUUUAUUAAAUCAAAUUUUUCAUUCUUAUCUUCGGCUCUAAUAUCUCUCGAAGAAAAAGGGAAAUCUCUUUCCAGUUCGGUUGCCAUUAUAAACGCCGUUUCAGAAAAAUUAUCAAUUGCAGCUUCAUCGCCUCAAGGUAAAUCAAUAUACACAAAAUUUCAAAAAGUUUUGGACAAAAAUUCUGGGUAUAAAGUAUUGUCCCAAAUUUCUAAAAUAAUAGAUGGCAAAACUGAUUCGUUUGAUGGACUUCCUGAAGCUAUAGAAACUAUCGACAUUGUUAACUUUAAGUACGCACCGGUCAACUCUGUAGACGUGGAGCGGUCAUUUUCAGUUUACAAAAACAUACUAUCAGAUCGUCGGAGAUCUUUCAAAUUUGAAAAUAUAUCUAAAAUCCUUGUUAUACAGUGUAAUCUGAAUAUUUAAAUUAUGUAACCUAAG
Aphis gossypii (cotton aphid) is the source of this 1624-nucleotide messenger RNA. RefSeq lists its product as uncharacterized. Lineage: Eukaryota; Metazoa; Arthropoda; Insecta; Hemiptera; Aphididae. Bases 128 to 1609 code for a protein of 493 amino acids. Gene Ontology annotation, cellular component: nucleus. Gene Ontology annotation, biological process: regulation of transcription by RNA polymerase II. The transcript has a single exon. The record is from RefSeq and is a predicted model, not a curated record. Gene Ontology annotation, molecular function: double-stranded DNA binding.